AUGGCGUCCAGAUUGGCGAGGAGUGCAGCAGGAGCCACCAGACUCCGACCAACCCUCUCGAUCCGAUCUCUUCCAUCCCUCAGCACACCAUUGACUUCGAUCCGAUAUGCCUCCAAUGUUCCCUCAGAAGACCCCAAGAAGAAGGCACAGUCAAUAAUCGACUCUCUUCCCGGAAACUCGAUCGCCAGCAAGACCGCAAUUCUCUCUGCUGGUGCGGGCGUUUCGGUUUGGGCCAUCAGCAAUGAACUUUACGUGAUGAACGAGGAGACGGUCGUUGCAUUCUGCUUGUUGAGCGUGUUCUACGGCAUUUUCCGAUACGGAGGUCCGAUGUACAAGGAAUGGGCGGACACUCAGGUUCAGAAGAUCAAGGAUUUGCUUUAUGAAGCGAGAUCGAACCAUGCUGCUUCAGUCAAGGAAAGAAUCGAGGACGUCAAGCCAUUGAACAACGUCGUUGAGAUCACCAAGCAGCUUUUUGAGGUUUCAAAGGAGACCGCCAAACUCGAGGCACAAGCUUUCGAAAUGGAACAAAAGACCGCGUUGGCCACCGAAGCAAAGACCGUGUUGGAUUCAUGGGUGCGAUACGAGGGACAGGUCAAGCAGCGUCAACAGAAAGAAUUGGCCGACAGCAUUAUUGCUAAGGUCACCAAGGAACUCGAAAACCCCAAGGUUCUGCAACAGAUUCUGCAGCAGAGUGUUGCUGAUGUGGAGAAAUUGGUUUCCAGCAAAGCUCAAUAG
This is a messenger RNA of Exophiala viscosa, 735 nucleotides long. Its product is annotated as ATP synthase subunit 4, mitochondrial. Gene Ontology annotation, molecular function: proton-transporting ATP synthase activity, rotational mechanism. Lineage: Eukaryota; Fungi; Ascomycota; Eurotiomycetes; Chaetothyriales; Herpotrichiellaceae. The record is from RefSeq and is a predicted model, not a curated record. The transcript has 3 exons. Gene Ontology annotation, biological process: proton motive force-driven ATP synthesis. The coding region runs from base 1 to 735 and encodes 244 amino acids.